CCUUAGCUGAGCCACAAACCGGAUACACUCGACAUUCUGUUGAUGAGAAUCCAUGGGAGUUGGAUUAAGCCAGUCUGUAUCCCGGUGUUUCACGGACCGGAAAUUGUUUAUGAUUCGAGGUAAAUGCUGCCAGGAGAUGCUGUCGUCGCAAGAGAAAACAAGCGGAGAACCAGAAACAUAACAUCCCAGAAUCGAGGCCUAUCGUGACAGUUAGCUGGUGUUAGAAUGGAUGACGACUGCAAUGGCCAUCCUUACAUGUCAGGCAGUGGAGACUCUUCGAUGGAGAGGGAGUUUUCAGGGGCUGUGGGAGGCCCCACAGUGAGCACCCCCAACAGCCAGCACACUUCCCCCAGCCGCUCUCUUAGUGCCAACUCCAUCAAAGUGGAACUAUACAGUGAUGAGGAGGCGGGCCAUGGUACAGGGCCAGAGGAUGAGAAAGGGGACAAGGUGGAAGAGGGGGGUUCUGAGCAGGGAGGAGAGGCAGGAGGCGGCUACAGGGAGCUGGCCAGUCCGGAGCCCAUGUCACCAGGAGGUGCCAUCCGGCUGCCCAAUGGGAAACUCAAGUGUGACAUCUGUGGGAUGAUCUGCAUUGGGCCCAACGUCCUAAUGGUGCAUAAACGCAGCCACACAGGUGAGCGGCCAUUCCAGUGCAAUCAGUGUGGAGCCUCCUUUACCCAGAAGGGGAACCUGCUGCGUCACAUUAAGCUGCACUCGGGGGAGAAGCCCUUUAAAUGCCCCUUCUGCAGCUACGCAUGCCGCAGACGGGACGCUCUCACAGGCCACCUCCGCACUCACUCGGUGUCGUCUCCCACAGUGGGAAAGUCCUAUAAGUGUAGUUACUGUGGCCGCAGCUACAAGCAGCAGAGCACCCUGGAAGAGCACCGCGAACGCUGCCACAGCUACCUACAGAGCCUGGAGACACAGAAGCCAGCCAGCGCUCACACUCAAGGAGAGGAGCUGAGGGACCUGGAGUUCAUGCCUGAAACCCUGCUGCAACCUUCCUCAGACAAGAUGACGUUCAUCGAUCAGCUGGCCAACAGCAUCACCAAACGCAAGAGAUCCACACCACAGAAAUUUGUAGGACAGAAGCACAUGCGCCACAAUCUGGCUGACAUGCCUUUCGAGCUCAGCGCUGCCUUUGACAAGGACGGGGAGACACACCACGGUGGUCUGGAGCAGCCACACUACACCGGCCUGGGAGGAGGCUACCUGGGGGUUCCAGGAGGUGGUGGAUCUGAAGGCCUCCGACCCCUACAGCUGCCCCCCCCUCACCCCUCGUGCCUAUCGGAGCUCCGGCCAGUCAUCAGCUCAGCUCACACCCCCAUGGUGCCGCUGGGGCCGAGGUUGGACUGCACGGGGGCCGGGGCUGGCCUAGGGUCCACAGGAGUGGGGGGCAGGGAGGCUGCAGAGGGCCACGAGGACCUACCUCCUGCCCGUAGCCAUGCCCCUUCGCCUAUCAACGGUUGCCAGGACUCCACAGACACUGAGAGCAUGCCGGACGAAAUGUUAAGCAGUGUGGCGCCUGCCCUGCCUCUCCACAACAACGAUAAUCACCACCACCUCCACUCCAACCACCACCCUCCCCCUCCGCCCCUACUGCACCGCAGGGACAGACACAGACACAGCCCAAGCCACUCCAAAGACAGGGAAGAGGGUGACAACUCUGCCAUCCCCCCGGCCCCAGGCUCCCCCACCUCCAGGGAGGCGUUUCGGGUGGUGGACGGAGAGGGGCACGCGGUGCGCUCCUUCCGCUGUGAGCACUGCCGCGUGCUUUUCCUGGACCACGUCAUGUUCACCAUCCACAUGGGUUGCCACGGCUUCCGCCAGCCCUUCGAGUGCAACAUCUGCGGCCAUCGCAGCCAGGACCGCUACGAGUUCUCCUCGCACAUUGUCCGCGGGGAGCACCUGCUAGGCUGAGGCUGAGGGAUGGCUGGACGGGCCUCUGUACUUAGUUUUUUUUUUACUCAGAAGGGCCUGCUUGGGUUUGGUCUGCAUCACAAUAGGGGGCAGAGUGGGAUGGGUAGUACGGAACUGCUUUUUGUAAAUUAUUUGUGCACAAGCGUUGAUACUGUUAUCACAUAAACCACGACUUCAAAUAGGCACAUUAGCUCAAUUGAAUCACUUUUUAAAAAGGAAAGGGAGAAUCCUCACCACUCUGAAUGCACUUUUCAAAAUGGAUGAAUUCUUAACGAGGAAAUGCACUUUCAAAUUGAUUUUAUUCUGAAGUAAAGAUAGUGAAUGCACUUUUUUAUCCUCAAAGUGCCUUUCUCUGCUGUGGUCUACCUUUCCUCUCUUAUCCGGGUAAUAACCGGGUGCACAAAACAGUGAUGCUACCAUCUAGACAAUGUGGGUUAGAUCUGUGACAUUGAGUUGUUUCCUCUACUGCACUUUAAUCAAUAUUUUAACCAAGAUAUAUCUUGUGGAAAAAAACAAGAACAGUCAGGCUUCCUUGGAAUUUGUCAGUUUAGCAAAGCUCUAUUUGAAAAGCACAUUUUAACAGAUCUAUUCCAUUCCGUCACACCUAGUCCCUGGGGAUGUGGCAGACAGUGUUGUUUAAGAUUGUGUGUAGAUGGUGUAUAGUACUGUAGGUCAUAUUUUAAUAAGUUGCGGUGCAGACCAGACCCAGGAUCCCAAGUUAAAUGGUUAGAAGAGAUUUGAGGGGUUAGCCUCAAUGAGGAGUGCACUUUCCAAUUUCAGUUUGUGUAUAGGUGUGUAUGUUUGUUAUUUUGUUUAAGUUAAGAGAGUUGAAGGCUUUUAGCAGUGUGAAUGUCGUGGGGUACAGUAUGUUUGUUUUGUUUCCUUUAAUUGCGUUUGUUGCACUGAGAUACCUGCCGAGAUAUCAUUUAUAUUGAACUAUUUUAUAGAAGACGACAUUUAUGGCCUGCACAUUUCUCUAUGCAGUAUGUUGAAAGAAAUAAUCAAACAUUUGUAAAACUGAUUCCACAAAAUAAGAGAGCCACUGCAACUCUUUUGGAGUUGACUUCAACGAAGGGUGGGGAUAAGAUUGUUGGCAAUUUUAGAAGGUCCUUGUGUACUAUGAAACAAACCUAAACAACAAUAUUAUUUACAAGUGAGACCUAAAACAAUUGUAUAUUCAUUGUACUGUGCCUUUCAAGACGUUGAUCUGGGGGACAUGCAGUAACAACAGCCAUGUCUUGCCAACAUAUCUUUAUGGAUGAGAAGAUGUCAUUUUGACGAUGUAACAUGAAAUACCCCAUCUGCCCCUGCUAAAUAGCCUACCCACGCUGAAUCCUAGAUUGCCCUUCACUAAUCACUAGGUUUGAUUUGCACAUUCACUCAUUUCUUAAGUAGCCUAAUCAUGUUGAUAUAAAUUGUAUUACAUCGUCCAAAAAGGAAAUAGACAUGUUUAAAAAAGCACUUUCAGGCAUUUAAAAGAUUAAAUGUGAUAAGUACAUGUGCACGAGAUUGUAACCUGCUGCUAAGGCAUGAAUGAGUAGUGUGUGGUUGUCCACAGUCCUCGGUGGUUGAGAUUGAAAACGUGAUUCUUCAGAAGUGACUGAAAUGUUUAUCCUCGUUCAAUGAUUUUCCUUUUCUCUCACUGGACUUGUAAUUGUUUUUAUAGAGUACUGACGGUAAAAGAAAUCAUUGGAAUCAUGACUCAUUUAGAUCCCUUUGGUCAACUUUGGCUACCAAGAUGUAUAGUUUGUAUUUUAUUUUCCACAACAAGGCUUUGAUCAAAGGAACUUGAUGAAUAAACACUUGUGAAUUCAAAAAAGCACUUACAUUGAGCGAUUUGAAGAGACUGAUGGUAAGGGGUCAGUUAGGUCCUGAUUGGUUUUGGCAGUAGUUGCCUUACUCUUUUACCCAAUCUCUUGGUCUGCACAGUAAAUGAACUUGGAAGCCUGUAUGGUUUAUAGCUCGAU
Molecule: messenger RNA, 3884 nt
Organism: Coregonus clupeaformis (lake whitefish)
Lineage: Eukaryota; Metazoa; Chordata; Actinopteri; Salmoniformes; Salmonidae
Product: zinc finger protein Eos
Exons: 8
Coding region: 226-1917 (563 amino acids)
Biological process (GO): regulation of transcription by RNA polymerase II
Molecular function (GO): DNA-binding transcription factor activity; RNA polymerase II cis-regulatory region sequence-specific DNA binding
Source: RefSeq, a predicted model, not a curated record